AUGUCAAUUACAAAGAAAGUGUCAAACUUUGGAUGGAAGAACUCCAUGAGAAUAGAAACACAACUCUGUUCACUGUUCAUCAAAAUGAACCUUUUGUUCUUUCAUAGGUUUCAGAUUGGCAAAAAGAAUUACAACAGUAUCUUGAAAACUCUGAGGAGUGGUGUAUUGACUCUACACAUAAAACAAGUAAAUCCUUUAAUACUUCAGCUGGUGAAGAUUCAAAAGAUUGCUUUCUUUAUACAAUUGUCACUAUGGCUAAAAAAGUGCAGUACUACUAAAAACCUGUCUAUUAGAACUUGCAAAAAAGACAUAGUAUUAUUUGGCUACUGCAGAGAAAAUAAUAUUAACAUAGUGUUAGAGUGUCUACAAGACAAGUGA
Messenger RNA from Phycomyces blakesleeanus NRRL 1555(-), 378 nucleotides. RefSeq lists its product as hypothetical. The coding region runs from base 1 to 378 and encodes 125 amino acids. The record is from RefSeq and is a predicted model, not a curated record. NCBI's taxonomy places the organism in Eukaryota, Fungi, Mucoromycota, Mucoromycetes, Mucorales, Phycomycetaceae. The transcript has 5 exons.